Molecule: messenger RNA, 1243 nt
Organism: Aedes aegypti (yellow fever mosquito)
Lineage: Eukaryota; Metazoa; Arthropoda; Insecta; Diptera; Culicidae
Product: serine protease 7
Exons: 4
Coding region: 46-1182 (378 amino acids)
Biological process (GO): proteolysis
Molecular function (GO): serine-type endopeptidase activity
Source: RefSeq, a predicted model, not a curated record
UUUAAUUUGUUUAUAUAUUUUCGUUAAUAAUAGUUAAUACAUAUAAUGUUAACAAUUUACAUAAUAACUCAGAUAGUGUUAUCAUUUUUCAGUAUUGCGACAUGUCAAGAAGCCUGCGAAACCCCGAAUCGACGCGAAGGGCGUUGCGUACAACGGCAAGAGUGUCGCAGUUUCAAUGAUUACUUCACUGAAGAUCGUAUUCUCAACCAAGAUGAGCUUAACUUUGUACAACGAUCACGAUGCAGUCUAAACCCUCCGAAAAUUUGUUGUCCUGAUAGAGUUAGACAUGUUGCGAACACCACAACGGAGACAUCUACAUCAACCACCACCGCCAGGACUACUCUUGCUGUAUCGAGUGGCUUGCUACCGGAUCCGUCCCAAUUCGAAUGUGGACUGGACAUGUUGGUAGACAAGAUUCUUGGUGGCUUCGACACCAGCUUGGAGGAAUUCCCAUGGUUAGCCCUGCUCAACUAUGUCAACCGAAAAGGCGUUGAGGCAUUCAAGUGUGGUGGAUCGCUGAUCAACCGUCGGUAUGUUCUUACAGCGGCACACUGUUUGGACAAUGAGCACCUAGAUGCUGGAGAGCGAUUUGUCAACAUACGUCUUGGAGAUCACGACACUUCUAAUGAAAUAGACUGUGACGAAGAAGAUGAACUCUAUCGCAUUUGUGCCGAUCCACCGCAGAAUAUUGGCUUUGAAGAUAUUAUUAUACACCCCGGUUACAGUAAAACGGACCCCAAUCAGCACCAUGAUAUCGCGUUGAUCAGACUGGAGCGAGAUGCCGUGUUGAAUUCAUUUGUAACUCCGGUUUGUCUGCCAGAUGCAUCCUUUGCUGGCUCUCGACCAGGCCGGAAAGUGUCUAUCACAGGAUUUGGUCACACCGGGCAACAACGUUUUAGCGGGAUAAAACAGAAAGCUGUGGUUCCGAUCGUUGAUCAACAGCAAUGUAGACAAAAGUGGUCAAAGAUUACAAUCGGCGAGGGGCAACUGUGUGCUGGCGCUGAAUUCAAUAUCGAUUCGUGUUCAGGAGAUUCAGGUGGGCCACUUAUGAGCCAAAAGCUGUACUGGACCAUUGAGGGAAUCGUUUCGUUUGGUCAUAAAUGUGGACUGGAAGGAUGGCCAGGAGUUUAUACGCGAGUGACUAGCUAUGUAGACUGGAUUAAGAGCAUGAUAAAAGAAUGAUCGCAAUGUUAUUUAUAGCGAGAAAUUGUCGAAACGUUACCUUUAUAUUGAAAUUUAAAUA